This is a messenger RNA of Python bivittatus (Burmese python), 3885 nucleotides long. The record is from RefSeq and is a predicted model, not a curated record. Lineage: Eukaryota; Metazoa; Chordata; Lepidosauria; Squamata; Pythonidae.
CUGCCCUGCCCUUGGGAUCUCCGGCUCAGGUCCCCCGUCCCAGCAGCAUCUCUCGGCUGCCGCCUGCGGACCAGCGUCUUCUCGCCAUGGCUCCCUCCAGCCCGGCGGCAUCAGGCUCCCCACUGAGAGUGUGGGGUGUGCUACUGGCAGUGCUGGGCAGAGUGCUGUGCCAAGAGCCUGAACAUCCCCGUGGCUGUUCCCAAGGCAGCUGCUAUCCAGCCACGGGAGAUCUGCUCGUCGGCAGGGCUGAUCGAGUCUCUGCCACUUCCACCUGUGGCCUGCGACACCCACAGCCUUACUGCAUUGUCAGUCAUUUGCAGGAUGAGAAAAAGUGUUUUGUGUGCGACUCACGCCGACCUUAUGAUCCUGUGUCCAACCGUAACAGCCAUCGCAUUGAGAACGUGAUCACUGCCUUUGCCCGCCAUCGCAAGAAGACCUGGUGGCAGUCAGAGAAUGGAGUGGAGCAGGUCAGUAUCCGCCUGGACUUAGAGGCUGAAUUCCACUUCACACACUUAAUCAUGACUUUCAAGACCUUCCGACCUGCAGCCAUGCUGGUGGAACGCUCAGCAGACUUUGGCCGCACCUGGCAGGUGUACCGCUACUUUGCCUAUGACUGUGCAGCAUCCUUCCCCACUGCAUCCCGUGGACCCUUGAGACGAGUGGAUGAUGUUAUCUGUGAGUCACGAUACUCAGAAAUUGAACCUUCUACAGAAGGGGAGGUCAUCUACAGAGUGCUGGAUCCAGCUAUUCAAAUCCAUGACCCCUACAGUCCAAAAAUUCAGAAUCUCCUGAAAGUCACCAACCUGAGGAUGAACUUGACUAAAUUGCACACUCUGGGAGAUAACCUCUUGGAUUCACGCCGGGAAAUCAAGGAGAAGUACUACUAUGCGGUGUAUGAGAUGGUGCUGCGCGGCAACUGCUUCUGCUACGGGCAUGCCUCGGAAUGUGCCCCUCUCGCUGGCAGACCUGCUGCUGUUGAAGGCAUGGUACAUGGUCGCUGUGUCUGCAAGCACAACACCAAAGGGCUGAACUGUGAGCUGUGCAGUGACUUUUACCAUGAGCUGCCCUGGCGCCCAGCUGAGGGACGCCGCACAAAUGCCUGCAAGAAGUGCAACUGCAAUGAACACUCCCACCGGUGCCACUUUGACAUGGCUGUGUACCUGGCCACGGGCAACUCCAGUGGUGGUGUCUGUGAUGAAUGCCAGCACAACACCAUGGGCCAUCACUGCCAGAUCUGCAAACCAUUCUACUAUAAGGAUCCCACCAAGGACAUUCGUGACCCUGGCGUGUGCCAAGCCUGUGACUGUGACCCUGAUGGGACCUUAGAUGGUGGGGUGUGUGACACACACGAUGAUCCAGCGCUGGGGCUGAUUGCCGGACUGUGUCGGUGCAAGGAGCAUGUGGAGGGGGCACGCUGUGACAAAUGCAAGUUUGGCUUCUUCGGACUGAGUGCAGAAAACCCACAAGGCUGCCAGCGCUGCCAGUGUGACCCCCGAGGCACAGUGCAGGAGGGGGCCCAAUGUAAUGCUAUCACGGGCAACUGCUUGUGCAAACGCUUGGUUACCGGGCGCAGCUGCAAUCAGUGCCUGCCUGAGCACUGGGCUUUGAGCUCCGAUCUGUAUGGCUGCCGUCCUUGCGAUUGCGAUGUAGGGGGUGCCUAUGACAACCAGUGUGCCACAGAAACGGGACAGUGUCGCUGCCGCAGCCACAUAAUCAGCCGGCAAUGUAAUCAAGUUCAGACUGGCUAUUACCGCAUAGCGUUGGAUCACUACAUGUAUGAGGCUGAAGAAGCCCGCCUCCACCAGUUUCCAGGAAAAUGGGAAGAAGUGAAGGUGUCCGUGGUGCGUCCUGGGCCUAUCCCCACCAGUAGUCCAUGUGGAAACAUCAUCCCUGCUGAUGACUUGAUGUCUACAGCUCUGCUAUCCACAUCCCGGUACAUUGUGCUGCCACAGCCAGUCUGCCUAGAGCAAGGAAUCAGGUACACCAUUAGGGUGGAGUUUACCCAUUACGGAGGGCGUGACCAUUUGCAAGGUGUUGCUGUACUCUUGGACUCUUUGGUACUGGUGCCACGUUACUCCUCCUUGGAGAUGUUCAUUGCUGGGGAUGCCGCCUCUAAUGCUCGCAAAGAGACCUUUGAGCACUACCGCUGUGCCCAGCAGGCUCGUCCUGUGAUUAAGGUGCCCACCCCGGAGUCUUGUGCCAGCUUGCUCACCAGCAUGUCAGCCAUCAUUCACCAGGGGGCACUCCCCUGCCAGUGUGACCUCCAGGGCUCUUUGAGCCUCGAGUGCAAGCCAGAUGGCGGUCAGUGUCAAUGCAAGCCUCACGUCAUGGGCCGUCGCUGUGAGCGCUGUACUCCUGGCGCCUUUGGCUUUGGGCCUGGUGGCUGCAAGCCAUGCCAGUGCAGCAGCCAAGGGUCCUUGAGCAGUUUUUGCGACAACUUCAGUGGGCAGUGUCCCUGCCGGCCAAGUGUCUUUGGGCUUCGCUGCGACCACUGCCAGCCUGGUCACUGGGGCUUCCCAAACUGCCAUCCGUGCCAGUGUAAUGGCCGCUCAGAGGAGUGUGAGUCGCGGACAGGCAGCUGUUUGCAUUGCCGGGGCCACACGGAAGGAGAUCGGUGUGAGAGAUGCACGGCCGGAUUCUACGGGAACCCAGCGCUGUCCUCGGGUGGCCACUGCCGCCCUUGCCCCUGCCCUGAGGCUCCUGGCUCUGGGCGCCAUUUUGCAGUCACCUGCCACCAAGACAACCCCUCUGGAACUGUAAUGUGCAGCUGCCUCAGAGGUUAUACAGGCCCGCGCUGUGACGAGUGUGCUCCUGGUUACUAUGGCAACCCUUGGCAGGCUAGGGGACGAUGCCAGCCCUGCGCCUGUAAUAACAACAUUGAUCUGGCAGACCCCAAAUCCUGUGAUCGACGCACAGGGCAAUGCCUUCAGUGCCUCUACCACACAGAGGGAGACCGGUGUCAGCAUUGCCAAAAGGGUUACUAUGGCGAUGCCACUCGACGUACCUGCCGCCGUUGCUCUUGUAACUCUCUGGGUACCGUCCAGAGCAAAUGCUCCUCACAAGAGCAGUGCCAGUGUGAUCGGUACAGUGGGAAGUGCCAAUGCCUACCCAGUGUCCAAGGACAGAACUGUGACCGUUGCGCCCCCAACUUCUGGAACUUAACCAGUGGGCAGGGCUGCCAACCAUGUGAUUGCCACCCCCAUUACUCACUGAGCCCUGCUUGUAAUCAGUUCACAGGGCAGUGCCAGUGCCGGCCUGGAUUUGGGGGGCGCACCUGUUCAGAAUGCCAGGAGAACCACUGGGGUCAGCCAGGUCAGCAAUGCAGAGCCUGCGACUGUGAUCCACGUGGGAUCGAGAAGCUGCAGUGUCACCGUGCCACCGGGCACUGCUCCUGCCACCCGGGGGUCUCAGGCGUGCGUUGCGACCAGUGCUCCCGGGGCUUUGCUGGUGAAUUCCCUGCCUGCCAGCCCUGCCACCAAUGUUUUGGAGACUGGGAUCGCAUCGUGCAAGAUUUGGCUGCCCACAUCCGCGGCCUGAUGCAGCGGGCCCAACAGCUCCACCAGACGGGGCUCACUGGGGCUUUUGAGGGCCCCUUCCGUCGACUGCAGGACAAACUGAGCACCAUCCAGGCCGUGGUCAGCGCUCGCAACGCGACCGCCAGCACCAUCACUCACCUCUUGCGUAACAUGGAUGAUGUCCGGCAGGAGAUAGCUGAUGUAACAGAAACACUGACCCAGCUGGAGGGAUUGCUGACAGCCACCCAGGACAAGAAUUUUAAUGCCAACCAUGCGCUGGGUACCCUGGAGCGUGGCGUUCGGAGCCUCAACUUCAGCCUAGCAGACCUGAAACACCAGCUUAAGAUUCUCAUCAAUACCAAUGUGUUGG